AUGACACCAGCAGACGUAUCUCACCACACUAGAAAUAUCGGAGUCAAAGCACCAUGGGGUUGCCAGGUGGAAACCACGUUGAAUAUCACAGGUCCGAAAAGCAUAGCUUUCAGCAACAUCACACGGCACAAGACGGACCCAGCUAUCUGUAAGUGUCGUCGAAAUCCAAAUAAAGAGUUGGAACUCGCUGAAGAAGAAAAGGUCGCACGUCACGUGCAUACUCUUUGGGUUACCGGGAAGUGCGAUGCCCUAGAAAUGGCGCAUGUUUUUGCUAAAUUGAAACUCGGGUUACCCGUCCGAGAGGAGUUUGAUCUUCAUUGGAACGAAGAAACCAAAACCUGGGGGAAUAACAACCCACAGAGAGCGAAAGAUCCGGCAGUUACUAGUGCGUUCAACUCGUCCGUGGCAAUAUUUGAUUCUACUAAUUAG
This is a messenger RNA of Xylaria bambusicola, 429 nucleotides long. RefSeq lists its product as uncharacterized. The transcript has a single exon. The record is from RefSeq and is a predicted model, not a curated record. Lineage: Eukaryota; Fungi; Ascomycota; Sordariomycetes; Xylariales; Xylariaceae. Bases 1 to 429 code for a protein of 142 amino acids.